AUGGUGAAGUCGUUGGAAGAGAACCCGAUGCGGAAAAUCCGCAUCGAGAAGCUGACUCUCAACAUUUGCGUUGGCGAGUCUGGUGACAGAUUGACUCGUGCAGCUCGUGUGUUGGAGCAGCUUACUGGCCAAAGACCGGUGCUCUCUAGGGCCCGUCUGACGAUUCGUUCCUUCAGCAUUCGUCGUAACGAAAAAAUCGCCUGUCACGUUACAGUUAGAGGGAAGAAAGCUGAAGAAAUACUAGAAAAAGGACUAAAAGUUAAGGAGUACGAGCUCAAGAAGAAAAACUUCUCGGAUACAGGGAACUUCGGAUUCGGUAUUCAGGAACAUAUAGAUUUGGGCAUUAAGUACGAUCCCUCUACUG
Molecule: messenger RNA, 364 nt
Organism: Eimeria maxima
Lineage: Eukaryota; Apicomplexa; Conoidasida; Eucoccidiorida; Eimeriidae
Product: ribosomal protein L11, putative
Exons: 2
Biological process (GO): translation
Cellular component (GO): cytosolic large ribosomal subunit; ribosome
Molecular function (GO): RNA binding; structural constituent of ribosome
Source: RefSeq, a predicted model, not a curated record